Molecule: messenger RNA, 486 nt
Organism: Rotaria sp. Silwood1
Lineage: Eukaryota; Metazoa; Rotifera; Eurotatoria; Philodinida; Philodinidae
Source: the annotation of a GenBank genome assembly
AUGGGUGAUGGUAAUAGGCAAGAUUUGUCACUGGAUCGUCUUGACUCACUCGUCUAUUUGGAUUGUGUUAUCAAUGAAGUACUUCGUUUUUCUCCGCCCUUUCCUGGAACACUUCGUACAUUGACGAUUGACGAUCAUCUACCCAACAGUGGUACUCAACUGUUCAAAGGCAAUCAAGUGGAGAUUCCAUUUCAUACUCUCGCGCGAGACACUCGGUUAUGGUCAAUUGAUCCGAAACUGUUCUAUCCAGAAAGAUUUAUGGGUGAGGAUAAAAACCAUCAUCCCUAUGCGUUGAUUCCAUUCGGUGGUGGUCAUCGACAAUGUAUUGGACAAGAUUUGGCUCGAUUUGAGCUCAAGGUGAUCGCGGCUAGACUUAUGCAGCAGGUGACAUUUGGUGAUGGUGGUCCUGAAGUCAAUAUGGGUGGACAUUUGGAAAGGUUUACCAUACUGCCCAAAUAUGUUGGAGUCACUAUCGAGUUCGCCUGA